This is a messenger RNA of Marchantia polymorpha subsp. ruderalis, 8981 nucleotides long. Lineage: Eukaryota; Viridiplantae; Streptophyta; Marchantiopsida; Marchantiales; Marchantiaceae. The record is from the annotation of a GenBank genome assembly.
CAGGGGGCUGGCUCGCUCUGCUGCUGGGCUAGAGGUGGGAGGCGAGAGGGGAGGGGAAGGGAGGGAGGAGAGACAGGGCUGGCUGGCUGGCUGGCUGGCGAUGAUGCCUCGUGAGUAGGAGGAGGAGGAGGCCGGGGAGGCCAGUUUUUGGGGUAGUGGGGGUGUUUGUGUGGCCUUUUGACGGCUUUCUUGCUCUUUCGUCCGUGGUUGCGUGCGUUCAUUUCUUCACCUCGCCCGGAUGACGGACAUGAAAACGCCGCUCAGGCCUGCUGCUUGUUCGUCUCCCUUCUCUUCUUGUUGUUGUGGGAACUGUAGGGGUACGGGCUGAUCUCAGGGGGAGCGAUGUUGUUGUUGUUGUUGUUGUUAGAGUAGGAGCCACGGCAGGUUUGGUGCUGCAAGGAAGCCAGGCACGGACGCGCUGGAGCGAGGCCAAGAGCGAGCCCGGCCGUGAGGGCGGAGGAAGGGAGCCGCGCGUUGUUGUUGGGCGAUGGGACGGCCCGCGGCCGAGGCCUCGGCGGAGAGCUGUUGUUGAUGCUGGUGCAUGGCAGGUUUUGAAAAAAUUGGGUAGGCGGGCGUCGGAUGCAACGCCAAGUAUGCGGGAAUUGCAUGGAGGGGAAGAGUGCACCGCCAGUUAUGAUCCCGAUGUCACGGUCUUCUCGCGACUAUCGGGCAUCCAAAAAUCCCAAGGUUAGUUCCGAAGACACAUCCUCUGCCUCCGCUGCCUCCAAGAAAUCGCAGAUCCGUGCUUCUGGUAGUCCCACUCGUUCUACUCCGGCGACCAAGAAACCCAAGACUGGAGGCUUAAUACUUGUGGGCCAGAAUCGUUUGGCGCUGGCAAUCGAAACGAGUUGUGGUCGCAGCGGCAGUGCGACCCAACCUCUUCGACCUGCAUCAUCGAGGUCCAAGCGCGCGGCGGACGCCAACGGGGACGUUACUUUGGAAACUCUUCGACUUUCAAAGAAGUCGAAGAUCGGCAUUUCUUUGGCCAACGGCGAGGCCAGCGCUGACGAUAACGAGGCUCUGAUUCGUAAGAACUCCAAGUCUGAGGGCUUGCGAAGGAAGCAAGCGACAGGUACUGCAUCCCAAUCUAAGACUUCCGAGGCCACUGCAUCUGACAAUGCGUUGAAUGCAUUGAAAUUAUCCGAGAGUGGUGCCGGUAGUGCAGGCAGUACCAGCCACUCCGAGGACACAAACACCGUAGGAGGAUCUGUUUUUCAGAUCAGCGAAGGAGCAGUAAAUGCUGCAGGUUCCUCUGAACCUCCGGAACUCACAGAACAGAGGUCUCUUCGACCGAGGCCAAAACCACCUGUCGUAAAAAAGGUUGUCAAGCGCACGCGCUUUCACGAAGUAAGUCUGGGUGAUUCGGAUGGACCGCACAUCGUGGGUCGAAGAAUCAAGGUGUUUUGGCCACUGGAUAAAAAGUGGUAUUACGGUUCAGUGAAAGCGUACAACAGCGCGAAGAAGCAGCACAAGAUUAUUUACGACGACCAUGACGAGGAGUGGCUUAAGUUGCAGAAGGAAUCUUUCAGACUAGAGGUUUUAUCUGGAGAUGCUUUUGGGUAUGCCGCGCCGUCCUCGGACCUAGCAGCAGAGUUAGUCGACUCGGUGUCCAUUGCUGAGUGUGACGAGAGCAAUAAGCACCGUGGUGAUGCUGUUGACGGGAGCACCAGCGCAUCUGAUGACAAGCCGGCGGCGGAAAGAACAGGAGUUCGCAGGAGCAAGGUGGGGAGGGAGCGAGAGAGCGAGAAAAGGCGGAAGGUCAGUGAGGGAGUCAGCGAGGAGGGGAAGAAAUUGGACGGACCAGGACCAAGUGAGCACAGGAAGAAGGCAGGUAGAGUUAAUGAGCAGAAGAAGAAAUUGGAAGGUGAUAGAGAACCAAAGAAGAAACCCGAAGGAAGCGCAGAGCGCGGGAAGAAAACGGAUUCUGCGAAAGGUCUCGAGAGGAAGCGGGGAGAUGCGAAACAGAGGGCAACGAAGGGUGAAAAACUUGGUCGCGGGAAUGCCAAGCGGGCUGUUUUGGAAGUUUACGAGCGCAGGAAGAAGAGGGCUCAAAGUGUGGGCACCAGCGGACCGGGUGACCGCAAAGGGAAAGGUAUAGCGGCGGAUGGAUUAAAUGAUCGCAGGAAGAGAGCCGGCAAGGAGAGUAGUCGUAAGGGUAGUGUCUCACAGACCCGCACGAGACAUUCAGCUACGGAAUCCACAGACGGCAAGAAAGUUUCAAGAAGAGGCAUUCGUGACAACGAUCGGCUUUUCGCAAGCAUUAAGUCUAGCGCUGUCAUAAGGCGGAAGGUCGCCGAGAGCAAGCGGUCUAAAGAUCAAAAGCCUGUGGGAAGUCCUUCCGUUCAGGUGAAAUCUAGUUCUGUAGAGGAUCAUGAGGCCCCUGAGGACGAAGAGAAGGUGUUUCCUCGCCCUCAAGCCGCCGAAGCAGGGCUGGAGCUACUGACCCUUCGUCGCGAGGAAAGAAUUGCCCGCGCCGCGAACGCAAUUGAUCCUCUAUCGCCUGUACAGAAUAAAACCGAUCACGAGUGUGGUACUGUGGGGUCGCCUGUGACGUCGACGGUCGAUGUUACAAAUGAUGAGGAUGACACCACAUGUGAAGCCGAUUCACCCACUUCUGUUCACGACACUACUUCUGAUGACAAGGCUAAGAGCGAGGAAUGCACCUCGUGCGACGACGAAGCUCUUCCUUCUUCAGAUAGCGUGCCCAGCUCUCGAACUCUUGGUCUGGACGAGGCCACAGGAGCCAUGUGUGGGGACCAAAUGUCAGGAGAAAUGGUAGUCUGUCAGCGGAGUAUCAGUACUACUGAGCAUGUUGAUCUGGAUACGGAGAGUAGAAGUUUAGCAGCAGAGUGCGUCGAGCGGAGCCCGGAAGAGGCGGUCCACAUUGGGUGUGAUGCAGAUGCAGAGGAUUGUACGUUGCAAUCUAUGGAUCUGAGAUUCGAAUUUCCGCCCUCGACUGUAGAGGAGUCCAGCAACCAGGAGGUGCUAAGAUCUCCCUUAUCUCUUGCUACGAUGCCUUCAUCUGAUAUGAAACAUCCACCAGAUAAAGUAUACUACAGGGUUAGACCUAAGAGACUUAAGGUGUAUCGAAGAGAAACACAUCAGUCAAGUAAGGUCCAGAAGAAAGGAGUCGAACAAGAUGAGGGCCGUGUGGCCUGUGCUCCUGUCGUUGAACCUGUUGUCUCGCAGUUGUCAGCAGCCAGUUGUGUAAUCCCGGCUCUUCAUGUUAAUUUGGAUGGGCCAUUGUAUUUUGGAGUGGGGUUGGAGGGGCCGCGGUUUCUUAGUUCUUUGCGGAGUUCCGGGCUGGGAGAGUGGAGCAGGUUGAGGGAUGCCACACUGCAACUUGGCACGUACUUCGGGGCCCCGGGCGUUUUGUCACUUCUACGAGUGUCACGGAGGCCCCUGUCCUUGUUUCGUAUGACCCAUGGUCCUCUAGGGCAUACGAGUACCAAGAUGCAAGACUUGUCGGACCUUGUGAUUGCCCGCACACAAAAUUGUAAACAAACCGAGACUUUGGUGGGGUUCUCUUUGGGUGCAGUGGAAAACAAUUCAAAUUCGUGCAGUUCUGGUGCUUGUGUUGGGAUAUCCACCGACGACGCCGAUGCGUCUCACGGACUGCCGAUUACGCGUCCAUGCGGGGUUUCACGUAGGAUAGGCUGCCCUGGGCCUCUUCGGAGGAGGAGAUUGACCCAUUCGUACAAUCCGUACCUGAUCGAUCCGCGCAGAGACCACAAAUGUCUUUCCCUCGGCCGCCAAUCCGUCCAGGACCGGAGUGGGACUGCGCGUAGCUUCGAACGUUUGCUCUUCCCGGGUUCCAGACUUCCAACUUCGAGAGUCGAGCCUACCUUGGGCCUGGUGAUUUCCACUCCUGGCACACUUGUACAGUUUACUUCUCGAAUCAGUUCCCUUUCGAGAGUUCAAGCACCUUCUUGUCCGACAAUCCCCUCUGCGGACUGUUCGUCGCGAAUCAGUGGAGCACAGGUUGCUCCUCUCGUACAGCGAUGUAGUACCUCGCUCUUGCAGAGAGUGCAGAUUCGGUCUGCGCUUCUUGACUUGUUUCACGUGCGAAAGGGAUCCAUUUUUUAUGCGUUGCUCGAUGCAUCUUCCGAGGCAGUUUGUGGGCAAUUUCCUGUUGCCUCGGUUAUGGGAGAAUCAGCUCGGCAUGACCCACAAGGUUGGGGGUGCAGGGAGGUGGGCACUUACUACGGUCGGCGGAGUCUACAGUCUCUGCUGAGAUUAACAAUAGACGAUAUUUGCACCAGAUGUGGCUUCUCUGGUAUUUGGGGUUAUUGCGUGGGAAUGACGGCAAUCAUUCUCAUGGUACUCAAAGCCGUAUACGAGUCUUGCAAACAUUUCGGGUUCGGUGUACCUUACGUUUCGGGCGAGUGUUGCGAAGAUUUGGUUCGGUGCUUGAUCAGAAAACUACUCGCAGAUAGAGUAACCGCUGUACAUUUGACCCGCUUUUGGGGCACGAGGGUGGUAGCAGACCUCCGAGAGGUAGCAGACUUUUUCGACCAUGUUCCUGGGGAGAAUCUUGGGGAUAUUGUAUCGCGUUUGGGUUGCCACUUCUGCACUCGCUGGCCGUAUCACAUGGCUGAUAAACGGGGUGAUUGCACUGUGUUUGAUCGAUAUCCUGCGGGUCUCGCAAGUCAAGAUGGUUUCCCUGAUGACCGAGAUUGGGUUUCUUGUCUGGAUGAGGAGCUCAUCUGCCGCUGUAGGGUGGAAGGCGUUCUUGAGCAUUGUGAUUCUUCUCCGAUGUCGGUUUGGGGUUCUAUGCCUCUUGCUUCUACUCCCACAUUUGAUUUGCAUCCCCUAGAUGCAAGGUGGCGUGGAGGCUGGAUUCCUCAGUCUCUCGUUUCACCUGAGGAGAUGUCGAUGUGUGCAUUCACCUUGUCUGAGGCUCUCAGAAGACCAUCACCAUCACUUAUUUCAGCUGCUAACAUUAGACCCCAUUCACGGGAGGUACUCGCUAUAGAAGGGACUGCCUUACAAGUCGGGAGGGGUUUAAUCAUUGGAACAGUGCCAUCUGUAUUUGUGGUACUUGAUAAAGCUUCGUAUGCAGCCGCGGGGCCCGUCCUUUUAUCUACAUCCGCCACUAGAAUCCUUCCAGAGGUUUAUCCGAGAACGAUGAUGCGGAGAUGUACCGAUGUAGGAACCUAUUAUGGCCUACCUAGUAUUGAGUCUUUCCUUCGAAUCUCAGCAGAUUUUUGGAGGAGAGUCUUUCAGAAACAGGCUGCCUUUGAGGAAGUAAACACGGAUUGCGCUCUCGAUUCAGUACCCGUCGUUGAAGAAGCAAUGGGUGGUUUGUUUUCUCAGUGGCCUGAAGUGUCAAGUGUUGAUACUGUCGAUGAUGAAGACUUGUCUGAUACGGAGGAUAGAUUGCAGAUAAGCUCUGCUGCUGAAGGGCCAGGAGUUUGUGAGUCUUUCAAUGCCGAUAUAAGCAAGAAAGACGACAAUGGAGAAGACUUUGAUUCCAUGAAAGCUUCUUUAGAUUCACAAGCACAAUCUGCAGAGGGACGCAGAGCUGGGAAGGGACUGAAGCGCGGUUUUGUGGACGCCAGUCCAGCUACGAUCUGCGAUGGAGCAGAUGGCGAAUAUCCUUUAGGUGAUGAUGCACUUAGUGGGAGACCAUAUUCUAAACGGACCAGGGCUGAGAUAGAAAGUAGUGGUGCUGCAGUCAUAACAGACAGUGUAGAUACAUCAUCCCCUUCUGACGUGGAUGGGAACGGGUGUCCUGCCCCUUCAUCAGCGGCAGAGCCAAAAGCCGAUGAAUCUUCUCUCCCUAGAGUAAACGUUCUGAAACUUCGAAGGUGUCCCACAAAUAAAGGAUUGUGGCGUGUUGCAGGAAACUCCUGUGCAGCUCCUCAGGAUAGAAGUAUGUCAGGGCUUGCGUUUGAAGUGAGGGAUACUGGCGACGGCGCUGAGCCCAUGACCCCUGUUUUCGAGACGAGUAGAAAGCGUGCGCUCGAUCAAUGUUCAGAGUCCUCGCUGCCGGGGAGAAAUGAUCAGAGUGGGAAUUCAGUUUUGACUUCUACAUUUUCGAGCAAUUUGACAGUUUGUAGUCCAAGUUCUCUGGACCAGGACAUGAUUGGAGCAAACACAAACAAGGCCUUUUCAUUGAACUCCAAGUCAAAAGAGGUUUGGUAUGAUUGUGGGAUGACAUUCAUGAACGAAGUUGCCGCUGAGGGAUUGGAACCCAGGAAACGGCGGAGAAAGGGUCCGAGUCCUGUUCAUGGGGACGACGUUGAAGCAUUGUCAGAACAUUCACUCCGAAGAUCAACAGACUCGGGUUGGGUGCCUUGCAGCGCCAAUGUGCUGAUCACAAGGAGUGACAGGUGCUUACGGGAAACCGGCGCAAUCGUCGAACUCCAGUCUGGGCACGGCAAUAGCUGGAUUCUUUCUGUCUUCCUUCACGGCGAGAGCAAGUUCGCUUACAAAGCUGACCAGCCUGUUGCUACAGGUACAUCCAAUAAAUUUACACAUGCUAUGAUGUGGAGAGGUGGUAAAGAUUGGAGUCUGGAAUUUGUGGACAGAAAGCAAUGGCAGCUGUUUAAGGAUCUACACGAAGAGUGUUUUCAGAGAAGUGUCAGAGCGGCCACCGUGCGGCACAUUCCAAUACCUGGUGUUAAGCCAAUUCAGGAAUUGCCAAAGACAGGGGUCCGUUUUGUGCGUCCAUAUUCUAAGUACAUACACCAAUCUGAGGGCGAAGUGGAGGCAGCCUUGACCAGCUCACGAGUCAUUUACGAUAUGGACAGCGAGGACGAAGAAUGGCUAAAUCUGGUCAACACGGAGAAGGUCAGUUCCAGAGGUACCAGGUCAAGGCCUAGGAUUGAGGAGGAUACGCUGGAGAAGGUUAUGGACAAAUUAGAAAAAUUUUCUUUUGUUCGCCCACAGCAUGAACCCUUGUUGACAAGCGAAGUCGCUGCUGAGAUAUGCCAGACCCUGGGAUCUCAGGAAGCCAUAAGAGCGAUUCAUGGGCACUGGUACGACAAGAGGAAUCGGAAGGGCAUGGCCCUUGUUCGUCAUUUCCAGCCAGCACCGUGGGAACAAUAUCAGAGGCUGCUGGAGGAUUGGCAAAUGAAAGUCAACCAACUUCAAGAAGACUCUCCAACUGCAAACAAACAGCAACUGCAAUCGAUGUGCAAAAGACCGCCGCUGUUUGCUUUCUGCUUGCGACCUAGAGGGUUGGAGAAUCGCAACAAGAUGCAAAAGCAGCGGUCGCAACGGAAGCAGGGCUUAGGCGGGAGUUCUUCAAGGCAAUGGACGUUGGCAGGCCCAGCUAGUGAUUUCUUCCUAGACAGUCCUUCUAAGCGGCCUACCCACUUUGAGAGUUCAAGUGGACCUUUGUACGGAUCUAGAAAGUAUGGUCGGCAACGCAUAUCCGAGGACACCUACACAGAAUCAAUGGCUGUGGAUCUGUCAGAAUCUUUCAACGCCCUAGCUUCUGCCGAGGGUUUCAUUUCUUCCACGUUCUCAGAGCAGGUCAUGCCCAUUGGAGUGGGGGUCACUUUCUCUCACGCAGAGAGCAGUCCUGUAGCUCGAACGGAAAGGACAACCACUACUAGACCGCACAAGAAGAAGAAGGCUGGGAGGAAAGCCCGAAAGAUGAGGUUGCUUGCUUCAGCUGAAGAGUCAAAAAGGAAACGGCAAUUACGGGCACAGCAAGGACACGUGAAAGAGAGGUUUCUUGAUAUGGUUCAUAGUCCCCACUCCCUCUCUCAAUUUGUUCAGCCUUCUGUCGAUACACCUUCAACGUCGACCUUGUCAUUCCCUCAAACUGAUAGUGAGGAUGUAGAUCUGGAGGCUGUUGCCAUAGCGAAGGCAGCUGAGGCCAAGCGUGCAAGAGAGGAAGCAACAGCCAAAAGGCUUCGAGCGCAGGCUCUAUACGCGGUUGCAGAUGCUGCUAUGCACAAAGCAGUGGCGGCAGUGAUUGCUGCAGAUGCAAUUCACGCAUCUGAGAGAGCUAUGGAGAAAGCCGCUGCGAUGUCGGGCCAGGGCGUUGAGUUUCCUGAACAGACAGGAGAGGUUCCUGUGAAAGACGAGGGAAGCAGAACGCGCCUCCGCACUCCAGUUACUGAGGGAGGUACAUCAUUUGGCUCUUGGCGGCGAGCGUUGAAUAGUGCUUCGAGAAAUGCAAACCACGUGCUCUCUAAGGGGACCAGCAGCAAGCAAGGGUUGUUGCCGGAUACCGAUGAUCCGCUUUUGCCAGUUGCAAGUUGGAGCCAAGAGCUUGGGGCAGGACUUGGCACGAGGUUAUUGCAAACAGGGGAGGUAAGUCCUCAAAGACAAAGAUACUCUCCCGUUCUUGAAGGGCUCUCUAAAAGUCCAACACGGGGAGUAGUAAGCUUAGGUCGGACAAGAGGAGAGAGUAUGAUGGCCAUGUUGACUAGAUAGGCACUUUUGGUGACUUGUAAUGCUUUAAACAACAUUGUGUAAUAUGUGUUCUCAAUGGGUUUAGUACCCAUCAUUGCAUGUCAUUUUGCAGCACAACCGCUGUGUAGGUUGCAUCUCAUUGACAGGCAUGUACAGGAAGAUAGCAUGCUCUACCCUUUUCCCCUAUAGCUUGUGACUCAUUUGGGCAAAGGUUCAGCUCGAAAGUCUUCUCAUUGAAUGGGGGCUUGUGGAAGCAUGGAGCCAUUACCCACUCUGCUUGGUCCAUUUGUAGUAAAGCAUGACCGACUGUUUCACACGACUUGAGCUUCAGAUACUCUUCUUUUGCAUCAUAAAUUAGCAAGUGCCAUACGAUGUGCGAGUUUUGGUUUCUUGCUAGAAUUUUUUUGUGCAACUGUCAGAAAGAGUUUCGUUUAUUGUUGAAGCACGAACUGUGUGCUGUGGAAUUUGUCUUAUUCAAUCAUAAGAAUUGUGGUCUACGAGAACCAAUCAGGCACAUCAAUCACAUAACAGCUUUUCCAAAAUAGUUCCUGUGAGUGUUCCUAGAGUUACAUUUAAUUCUCCUCAGCGUUCUCAUCCAGGCUCAGUGU